This is a messenger RNA of Actinia tenebrosa (Australian red waratah sea anemone), 2857 nucleotides long. RefSeq names its product putative G protein-coupled receptor CG31760. Gene Ontology annotation, molecular function: G protein-coupled receptor activity. NCBI's taxonomy places the organism in Eukaryota, Metazoa, Cnidaria, Anthozoa, Actiniaria, Actiniidae. Gene Ontology annotation, biological process: G protein-coupled receptor signaling pathway. Gene Ontology annotation, cellular component: membrane. The record is from RefSeq and is a predicted model, not a curated record.
UGACAUCUUCAAUUAACUACCUAAACAUCCAAGUAUUAAAUUAUAUCACACCUUUUAUUAACUCACAAGACUUGUAAAUCAGUCCUUGGUGGUAAGACAGAGAUCUAAUCCCGAAAGCUCUGUAAUCCUUCUGUUAAAGAUUGACAUAAAUACAAAGACUCACAUCAGAUAUAUAGACAGAAUAUUUUAUCUUGGGAUUUAUUUAAACCAGCGCGUGUGUUUGGUCUUGGAGCUCGUAUAAUGUACAUCAACAAAGCAUAUAAAAUUCUUAUUGCUACUCUGUUAGUGCUUCGAUACGCUGUUGAUGCAAAGGUUGAGGACCGAGAAAAUACUGAUAGUGCUAGUCAUCUGUUUGAUCCAAUGGAUUCAAAUGGGGAUCCUUCUGUAGUCAAUCCGAGCAGGCCACAAAUUGAAGACACACGACCUAGUGUUUUUGGAAUGACUGCACGAGAGGCACUUCGCAUCAUCGACAAGAUACGACUCGAAGAUUCCGACUGCGAGAAGAUGCUCGAGACUCGAAGCAUGGAAGUCUUAAGGAUCAAAUAUGAGAACACAGUGUACAACAGGCAAGCUGAAAUAGCUAUACGAACUGCAAAUCUUGUUACAGACAUUCUUCCUACAGGAUCUACAAAGUCCCUGCCUGGACAACCAUCCAAAUCGGUUCUUCUAAGCAACAAUGACAUUUUGUACAGUAUCGUAAGGAAUAACGUGGAGAGCGAUAGCCUGAUCUUUGGAUCGGCUGUCAUCUUCAACAACUAUCCAAAUUUCGGAACUUGGUACGCCCCCUAUGCUUACGGAAACCUUAACGAUCCUUUCAUCAAGGUCAAAGACCUGUCCACAACUUGGAGCUACUUACAUGAACUGUUUGUCAACUUUGUUAAGGCCAAAUCUCUUGGUCGACCUUUUCCUCAGCGUACGACGUAUUUCUUCCCACGGUAUAACAAGACCUCCGAUAAACCACAAGUAAAUUUGACUCACUUUUUCGUGGAGUCGCUUGAUGGAUUAUGGACAAGGCCCUACUACGAGUGCACGACUUCAAGGGCUUGGCAAAUCACUUACACUGCACCUAUCAUCGGGAACUGGACUAGUGGAGCAAAACCUUCAUUCAUGGGGGUGACAACAAUUGACAUCGAGCUAACAAAUGUGGACAUCAACCAGUGUGACCGUGAUUCAGGGGGUCCUUUUCAGUUUGAGGUGUUCAUUGGUACACAUCGAUGUAAAAACUUCACAACUAUGUGUGUUCACACAAAAGGACUUGGAUUCCAGGCCGGAUCUUACAAAUGUGUCUGUAGGCCUGGGUUCUAUUUCCCGGUAAACUUUGCCCGCAAAAACUGGUUCAAUGGAUCGGAGGUAGAGAAGCUAGCACAGGAUAAUAGGAGUAUUUACUAUACGAAUCCUGAUUCCUUUGAAUGUCUUCCUUGUCGGGAAGGCUGCGUGACGUGCGUCGACGAUUCGCCGUGUGUCGUGACUUUAAACUGGCCAUUGCGUUACGCCUUGACGAGCAUCACCAUUGUCGCUGUACUUAUUGCAUUAGGGACUGUUGGCGUUGUUAUAUUUUACAGAGAAAUCAAGGUCAUCAAGUCAGCCAGUCCACAGUUUCUCUGCAUCAUUCUUCUUGGUUCAAUAUUAAUGUAUCUUGAGAUUGUAGUCUUGUUCCCACAAGCCGAAGAACUGCUUUGCAUCGUUCGUUUGUGGUUACGUCACUUGGGUUUUGGUUUGGCAUACACGUCACUCCUUCUCAAGACGUGGAGAAUUGCUGUAAUAUUCCGAGUCAAGUCAGCUCAGAAAAUAAGGUUGACUGAUCGUCACUUACUGACUCGCCUCGCUCCCAUACUGGCCGUGUACUUGGUUUAUCUUCUGGCCUGGUCACUAGCAGCUUCCAACAGAGUCCUGGAGCACAAAGACACCCAGGAUCGAAAAUUCUACGAGUGCGCAGUGGAUUGGUGGGAUCACGCAAUACUGAUAUUCGAAGUUCUGUUCUUGUUGUGGGGUAUUCGUCUAUGUUACAACGUACGCAAGGCACCGUCAGCAUUCAACGAAAGCAAGUUUAUCAGUUGGUCCAUUUACAACAUGUUUGUCGUGACGUUCUUUCUUAAAAUCGCAAGGUUAUUCAUUACAAGUGUUGCUGGUCCAGACAUGAACUAUCUCAUCGAGUUCUUCCGUGUUCAAUUCACUGUGUCUGUUUUAAUAGGACUUGUGUUCAUUCCCAAGAUUUUUAGGAUUAUCAAAGGAAGAGGUGACAUGUUUGAUACUAGCGGGAAAAUUGCUUCCAUUAAAGGAGCAGCACUGAACAUGAAGAACAUGACCAGCGGUAUUAGUUCUGAAGGAACUGUCAACAUUGCUCAGGAAAAUGAUGACUUAAAGGCAGAAAUCCGUAAGCUGUACUCGCAACUUGAGCAGAUCAAGACCUCCAACAUGGAAGCUGGUAACCGCCAUUUAUCCAAGUCCACGUCGAAUAUCUACGACACGAGUGCCUCGUUCUCCAGCCUUGGAACAAGUUAUGCAAAUCCAAAUGCCACUCCCAGGAGAAGCAGAAGAAAUCAACGCCUAUCUCCUGCUGCGGAGCUCGCUAGUGACUACGUCUAAUACCAUUCAUAUCUCAAUAUGUCUUUCCUCUUCGUUCUUAUCUUACAGUUUUUUUGGCUUUUUUAAAAUGUAGAUAUUUGAACGAGAUGGGAGUAAAUCUGCGAAACGUCUAAUUGUGAUCCAAUUUUCAUGGAAUUUCCGAUCCCUCUUUACAGUUAUUCAGACUUCCUAAGCUAAUAUGUUGGAACUUUGAAAUCAGUGUUUUAGCGCGUGUGUUUCUCCCAUACCCAUGGAGUUAUUCUAAUAUAAUAAUAAUGGGAUUAACAGUGGA